AUGGCGUUCAACUUCAACUGGUCGCCCCUCAUGGCAGACGCCGGUUUCUACACCCGCGCCCAAGAGCUGCUGACUGCCGCCCUGAACAAAUCCCCCAAACCACCCAUUAUCGUCGAUGAUAUCGUCGUCACCGAGCUGAAUUUGGGCUCCAACCCGCCCGAACUGGAAAUCCUGGAAAUUGGGGAUCUGGCGGAGGAUCGGUUCCGCGGCAUCUUCAAGAUGUCCUAUGCUGGAGAUGCGUUCUUAACCCUCAAGACCUGUGUCCAGGCAAACCCCUUGAAUACGUAUCUCCUUACUCGACACCCCUUUACCUCUCCGCAACCUCUUGCUGCUGCAACUGGUUUAACCAUCCCCCUCCAAAUUACACUCUCUGACAUAAAACUCUCCGGCUUCGUCAUCCUCGUCUUCUCAAAGCAAAAGGGCAUUACCGUUGUCUUUCGGAACGAUCCCCUCGAAUCUCUAAAAGUCUCGUCGACUUUCGAUUCGAUCCCGUUCGUCCGCGAUUAUCUACAGAAAGAAAUCGAAGGCCAGCUGCGAAUCCUCUUCAUGGACGAGUUGCCCGCAAUCAUACACAGGCUGUCUUUGCGGCUGUGGGGCACCGAAUACAGCGAAUUGGAGACCACCUCAGCUCAAGUCACGAAUCCAUCCCUUGAUGGUCCCGGUCUGGAUCCCCUGUUGAACCCCCCGCAGGACCCCGUCGACGCAUCGGGGAAUGUUCUAUCAAUUUCGGAGAUCGCAUCCCUAUCCCUCGACUCCGGCGUCGAGAUGCAUUCCCUUUUCUCCCGCAAGAAUGUGCUCCGCCUAGCCGCGCUGACGGAUUCCCAACGCACACUGUCUCUGUUCACGCCGUCUAUCCGAGAAGUCGUGUUUAGAGCGUGGACGGGUUCAAUGGAGCAGGCUGAUGGACCCAGCGGCCUCGUCUCCCCCAUGAGUCCCCCGCUCUCCAGAACCCAUUCGCACAUUGCAACAUCUUCACUCUCACUCCAAGACGCUGCAAGCUUGGCGUCUUCGUCGCACAGUCGACCAACCCCCCCUUCGUCUGGGUUUAGUGGAUACGGACUCAGCAUGGGUGCCGGUCGGCAUUCCAAAGCCCACGCGAGGAAACGAAAGAAGCGGGUCGUCGAUCUUCGACGACGGCCCAAGAGCGCGGAUGAUAUGGAAAGCGUCAGCGGUGAAAGCGCGUACACCACCACCACCAGUGCAGUCUCUGUAUUCUCCGGCUCAACCAUCCCAGAAGAGAAUAACGAUGACCCCGUUACCCCUCCAGUUUCACCACAGCGUACGAUCAGGCGACCAACCCUACGCGACCGCAUUGCCGCCCGUGACGACGCCGAGAGAAACUCUCGGAGAGGCAUACCCGCGGAAUUCGGACAUGAUUUGCCUGCUGUCCGCACUUCGCCACCUAUAGCCAAUGAUAUGGCCAGGAUAAUAGCAUCAGCCUCGAACCUCCAGCGCCAACUCCAACAGCAACAACCUGCAGAUUCGAAGCCGUUACCAUCACUUCAAGAAACUGCCCCUAUCCGAACACUCCGGCCUUCUCCAUCUUCUACUCCACAAUACCCAACUGAAAAACCCAACGCCUCUAAUAACUACACAUCUUCCUCCUCUCCCUCCGCGCGAGAUCCACAGCAGCAGCAGCCGCAACAACUCUCCCGCCCAUCUUCAUCCUUCAUCAUGGAAUCAGCCCAGAACGGCGGCAUCCUGGAACAGGCAUGGAUGAUGAAGAUGGCCAGUGAAAUCGCGCGCAGGAUCCAGGAUGAGAAGAUGGGCGGCGAGGAUCCUACCAACAGCAGCAGCCGUGGCGGCAGUGGUGGUGGGUUUUGGGAACGCCCGUCAAUGCGCUCGCAUACCCCGCCGCCUGCUUAUCGGCAUUGA
Molecule: messenger RNA, 1875 nt
Organism: Blastomyces dermatitidis ER-3
Lineage: Eukaryota; Fungi; Ascomycota; Eurotiomycetes; Onygenales; Ajellomycetaceae
Product: mitochondrial distribution and morphology protein 34
Exons: 2
Coding region: 1-1875 (624 amino acids)
Biological process (GO): mitochondrion organization; phospholipid transport
Cellular component (GO): ERMES complex
Molecular function (GO): lipid binding
Source: RefSeq, a predicted model, not a curated record